Diaporthe citri is the source of this 1989-nucleotide messenger RNA. RefSeq lists its product as uncharacterized. Gene Ontology annotation, cellular component: membrane. The record is from RefSeq and is a predicted model, not a curated record. The transcript has a single exon. NCBI's taxonomy places the organism in Eukaryota, Fungi, Ascomycota, Sordariomycetes, Diaporthales, Diaporthaceae. Gene Ontology annotation, molecular function: transmembrane transporter activity. Gene Ontology annotation, biological process: transmembrane transport. The coding region runs from base 1 to 1989 and encodes 662 amino acids.
AUGGGCAAGAACCACGAAGUCGAAUACGACAGCCGCGCCUCUCACGACGGCGGUGAUGGCGCAUCUCUUGGCCGCCGGACGUCCGCCCUCGAGGAGGUGCCCACCCUCGUGCCUCCGCCCGGGUUUCCAGGCCUGCCGGUCCGCCGGCGGAGUACCGCAUCUCGGCACAGUGUGACCUUCUCGGAGGACGCGAGGCGGCACUCGCACGCGGUGGAGGAUGACGACGACGGCGAGGCCCUCGAGGCCCUCACGCAGAGCGCCUCGGCCAUCAGCCGCCAGAUCUCGCGCCGGCGCGAGUCGUCCGACAACGUCUUCGAGCUGCCCAUGAUCCAGCGGCCCCGCGCCGCCAAGCCAGGACUACCCAGCACCAUCCGCGAGGUUCCGUCCAACCUGCCCACGCCGUCGUCAACACGCCCCCCGUCCCCGACGACGCCGUCCGGUCGCCUCGCCGGGUCGACAGACUACUUUGGCCACGGCACCGCCACAGCCACAGGCACCAGCAGCACCGCGCCGUCGUCGCCCCAGAGCGACGCCGCGUACGAGACGGGCGCCGGGCAGCAGGCGUACCCGGACAUCGGCGUCAUCAGGUCCUGGCGCGGCGCCAUGAUCCUGUGCUGCACCUGCGGCGCGCAGCUGAUGGACAAUGUUUUCAUGACGGGCGUUAAUAUCGCCCUGCCGGCCAUCCAGAAGGACUUUGGCGUCGGCGGCUCCGACCUGCAGUGGCUCAUCUCGGCCUACACACUGACUUUUGGCGGUUUCCUCCUGCUCGCGGGCGUCCUAUCAGACCGGUACGGACGCAAGAUGAUAUUCUGCGCCGGCAUGGCCACCUUGAGUGCCUGGACACUUGCGGACGGCUUUGCUCCCAACUUCAUUUCGCUGGCCAUUUUCAGGGCACUGCAAGGAGUCGGGGCGGCCAUGACUGUUCCGAGUGCCGUCGGCAUCAUAUCCAACUACUUCGUCAGCAGCGACCGCACCCUCGCACUGACCAUAUUCGGCGCAUCUGGUGCGGUCGGCUUCUGCCUCGGCCUCGUCUUCGGCGGGUUCCUCACCUCCAGCUUGGGGUGGAGGUACAUCUUCUACCUCGCCGUCGUCUUCACCGGCGUCAUCGGCGUCCUGGGCACGUUCUGCCUCCCCAAGGACAGGAUGGAGGGCCACGCCCGCCCCAAGCUCGACUUCGUCGGCGCCGGCCUCUCGACGGCGGGGCUCAUCCUGCUGAGCUUCGUCCUGUCCAGCGGCGGCGAGUACGGCUGGGGCAAGGCCUUCAUCAUCGUGCUGCUGGUCCUCAGCGUCGCCAUGAUCGUCGCCUUCACCUACGUCGAGAAGAAGGUCCCCAACCCAAUCAUGCCCUUGUCACUUUGGAAGCUGGAGAACUUCGCGGCGUUGUGGAUCGGCGGCUUCGUAAUGUACGGCGGCUACCAGACGACAGUCUACUUCGUCACCCUCAUGGCCCAGGAGAUCAACCACCUCAGCGCGGGCCAGACGGCCCUGCGCUUCCUGCCCAUGGGCUGCACGGGGUUUGUGUUCAGCCUGGGCAUGUCGCGCGCCCUCGAGGUCUGCAACACAAAGUGGCUGCUCGUCGCCGGCAUGGUCGUCUGCGCCCUGUCGCCCGUCCCGGGGGCCCUCAUGUCCGACGGCGGCGACAUCAGCUUCUGGAGGAACGUCUUCCCCACCACCAUCCUGAGCGUCGCCGGCGUCACCAUCGUCUACUGCACCAUCACGGUCGUCCUGCUGGCAUCGGUGCCCGUCAACGUGCAGAGCAUGUGCGGCGGCAUGAUCAACACCGCUUUUCAGAUCGGGAGCGGUGUCGGGCUGGCGCUGGCGAGUGCUGUGGUGCAGGCUGUUGACACGGCAAAGGGGCACUCGGCGCUGCUGCAGUACAAGACGGGGCUGUGGUGCUGCGUUGGGCUGGCUGGUGUUGGACUGGUUGCGAGUGUGUUUGGUGUCAAGGAUAGAGGGAAGUCCGUGGGAGGCCAUGUUAUGAUGCAUUGA